Messenger RNA from Naegleria fowleri, 1113 nucleotides. RefSeq lists its product as uncharacterized. Gene Ontology annotation, biological process: protein phosphorylation. Lineage: Eukaryota; Heterolobosea; Eutetramitea; Acrasida; Naegleriidae. Bases 1 to 1113 code for a protein of 370 amino acids. The transcript has a single exon. Gene Ontology annotation, molecular function: protein kinase activity; ATP binding. The record is from RefSeq and is a predicted model, not a curated record.
AUGGAUUUUUGUUUCAGAGAUCAAGAAGAGGAUUUUCACAAGAGUAUUCACAUCUAUGGUUUAUUGGUGAACAAAGAUAAGAUUCUUGUUUUGUCAUUGAGAUGUGAAGGAAAAAAAAGAAAAUAUUUACUUAACAAAAUUGGUUCUUUUUGUAUCGCACUAAGUGAGGACAAGAGCUCAAAAAUAUCUCUUUGCACGUUCAUACUUGAAACAGCAGCUGAAUCUAUGAAUGAAAAAGAACUUAAAGUGGAAGAGUAUUUGCUUCGAAGAAAGUCAAGAACAAAUAUAUCUUACACUCCACUGAAAAACAUCUCGAGCAAUUUAUUGGAUAUUAAAGAUACCUUAAAAAUACAGAUGAAUGGGAAUAACUAUCUAUCGCUUCAGAUCACUGAAAUUAUCGAUGACUGCCCCAAAAAACCAGUUUAUGAGGCCAUUGUUUCAAAUAUUGAUCAAGCUCCAAAACUUGUGGUCAAGUUGAACAGAGAUAACGACAUGAUUCUUCAUCCAGAAGGUUCUAUAUUUUUGAAAUAUAUGCACACCUAUAUUGUUGGAAAACCCAAAUGCCGUUUGCCUUUUGUUGAAGUUGCUUUGAAGGGUAUUCCUUUAAACAAAUUUAACAUGGAACAACCUUCCAUGAAGGUAAUACUAAUUAAAGGGUUGCUUAAAGAGUUAAUGGAGACUCACGAUCAGUAUAUGAUUCACAAUGAUGUUAAACCACAAAAUAUUGUAGUUAUCAAUGAAUGUACUCCAAAACUAAUUGAUUGGGAAUUGUGUGAGAUUUUUUACAGCUACGACACAGAAAAUGAGUUAUGUAUUGGAUUCCAUGAGUUGCCUUUGGAAUCAAUAUACGGUACAGACAAAUAUAAUGCUCCAGAGAAAUCCUUAGACAAACUAAUCUCACCAAAGACUGACAUUUAUUCUUUGGGACUUGUAAUCGUUGAAAUGGUAUUAGGAAAAGAAUUGAGCGAAGAGGAUAGGAAAUUAUGUACAUCACAUUCAAAGGAAUUUUGGAACUCUUUUUUUGAAAAGUCCUGCAAUCAUAUCAGAGACAAAUUAUUUAAUGCUUUACAACUCAUGUUAAAUGCGAAAAAGAAAAGAUCGACCGUCUGCUGA